Odontomachus brunneus is the source of this 1609-nucleotide messenger RNA. Its product is annotated as odorant receptor 13a-like. The record is from RefSeq and is a predicted model, not a curated record. Gene Ontology annotation, cellular component: plasma membrane. Gene Ontology annotation, biological process: sensory perception of smell; detection of chemical stimulus involved in sensory perception of smell. The transcript is spliced from 5 exons. NCBI's taxonomy places the organism in Eukaryota, Metazoa, Arthropoda, Insecta, Hymenoptera, Formicidae. The coding region runs from base 1 to 1212 and encodes 403 amino acids. Gene Ontology annotation, molecular function: odorant binding; olfactory receptor activity.
AUGUGCGAGGUGCCACACAAUAAUCAUUACCAGAACGACAUUAAGAUUAGUUUGCAACUAACUCGCAACAUUUUAUCCUUAAUUGGUGUUUGGCCAAAUUUCCGUGGACAAAAGUCCGCUUGCGAGAAAAUUAGCAAGUUCCUGCGAAUUUCUGUCUCAUAUACUCUCCUUUAUUUCGCCCUGGUACCCGGUGCGCUUUAUUGGAUAUUUGAAAAGAGAACUCGCGUUCGACUUCGUUUGACUACAAUUAUGCUCUACGGUUUCAUGACUUUAAUCAAAUAUUAUAGUUUGAUAAAUCAUGAAGAUCAAAUCAGACGUUGUGUAAAGUUCCUCGAAGAGGAUUGGAAGAAGGUUGACAACUCGGGCGCACGGAACGCGAUGUUAGAAUUUGCUAGGAUCGGAAAACGUUUGGCUAUGAUUAGCGCGGUCUUUUUAUACAGCAGUGGACUUGCGUUUCGAACAUUGAUACCUUUGUCGAAAGGGAAGAUCGUAACCCCACAAAACAUUACCAUCAGACCUUUACCCUAUCCAACAUAUUUCUUUUCAUUCGAUGUACAAUCCAGUCCGAUCUAUGAGAUAGUGUUUGCGAUGCACUUUUUAUGUGGAGUAGUCACUAUUUCGAUCGCGACUAGUAUAUAUGGUCUCCUCAUCGUCUUCGUAAUGCAUGCUUGCGGCCAGUUGGAAAUUUUAGUAAAUUUACUAAAAAAUCUCGUUAAAACGGAACAACAAGACGGAUUAGAGGUGAAUAAGAAACUAGGUGUUAUUGUAGAGCAUCAAAUACGAAUACGCAGCUUUCUGCAGCUGGUGGAGCGUACUGUUCAUUUUAUGAUGUUUAUAGAGAUAAUAGGGGGUACAAUAAUAAUUUGUGUUGUGUCUUAUUGCAUAUUAAUGGAAUGGGAAAAUAGUAAUUCAAUAGCAAUGACCUCUUAUUUUAUUUCAUUUUUUGCUGCGGUAAUAAAUGCGUUCCUAUUCUGUUAUACGGGCGAGCAGCUUAUUACGCAGACGGAGAAGGUAGCCAUCACAUCUUGCGAACUCGAGUGGUAUCGUCUUCCGGAUAAGAAGGCACGUGGAAUCGUUUUAGUGAUGAUUAUGUCUAAUAUGCCGAUGCAAAUUACUGCUGGUAAAAUCUUCGUCCUAUCAUUCAAGACAUUUGGCGAUAUUCUUAAAACAGCUGUGACUUAUUUUAAUAUGCUUCGAACUGUAACGAACUGAAUCCGCUUUUGUGACUGAGAAUCUAACGGACAUAAAUGCAAGAUAUGCAAUGGUAAUAUCACAUUAAUCAAUCAACAUUACAUUUCACCAAUAUCUAUGAUGCACUUCCACUUUUCUUACCAAAAUGAUCGUGAUAAGCCACUGAAAUUCUGUGAAUUUUUGGAAAAAUAAAACCAAAAAUAAAAAUGUAAAUCUGCCAUUUUUUGGAUAAGUGUUUGUAGUCGACUAUUAAAUUAAAUACCAGAUUUAUUGAUGUCGAGUAAAUUAUUAGUUACUGCAAUGUGAAACUCCACGAGGUAUAAGAGGUAUGAUUAUUUAAAAGUUACUUCGGAUAUAUAUAGAACGUCUCUUUCAGUUUUUCCCUUUGUAUUAAAAUUUCUUGUCUGUUAGAAAGUCA